CGUGUCCUCUAAAGCCUGCGCCAGUCCUCUCUUUCCCACAUCCCUUUCUCCGUCUCUACUGCUCUCUGCGACUAGCCCACGAUGCCCAUCCCCACCACCACCCGCGAGUACCGUCUCCCCAAGACGGACGGCUUCCACAACCUGGCGCUCAACGACGCUUCCAUCCGUCCGCCGAAAUCGACCGAAGUCCUUGUCAAGGUUCACGCCGUGUCCCUGCAGUUCCGCGACCUCAUCAUCGCAAAGGGCCAGUACCCCCUCGGCCAGAAGGACAAUGUCGUCCCCGGCUCAGACAUGGCCGGCGAGAUCCUCGCAGUCGGCGAAGACGUCAAAGACUGGGCCGUCGGCGACAAGGUCUGCGCCAACUUCGCAGUCGACCACAUCUUCGGCGACGUCACCGAGGACAUCAAGCAAUCCGGCCUCGGCGGGCCCAUCGACGGCGUCCUCACAGAGUACAAGGUCCUCCCUGCGCACUGUCUGGUUAGGAUCCCGGACGGCUGGUCGUACAUCGAGGCAUCGACGCUUCCGUGCGCCGCGGUGACCGCAUACAACGCGCUCCUGGGCGCGAACCCGCUCAAGGGCGGCGACACCGUCCUCGUCCUCGGCACCGGCGGUGUGUCCAUCUUCGGCCUCCAGAUCGCCGUCGCGAGCGGCGCGACGGUCAUUGCGACCUCGUCCUCCGACAACAAGCUCGCGGUCGCGAAGAAGCUCGGCGCGAAGCACGUCGUCAACUACAAGAAGACGCCGGACUGGGAGCAAGAAGUGCUCCGGAUCACGGGCGGGCGCGGCGUGGACCACGUCAUCGAGGUCGGCGGCCCGGGCACGAUCAACAAGUCGCUCGCGAGCACGCGGUAUGCGGGGACGGUCAGCGUGAUCGGGUUCGUCGCGGGGGCCGGCGACAUGUCGAAUCUGCCCGGUAUCAUCCUGGGCAAGGGCGUACACGUCCGCGGCAUCCUCAUCGGCUCGCGCACGCAGUUCGAGGCACUCGUGCGGCUGAUCGAGACGACGGGGCUGAAGCCCGUCGUGGACAAGGUGUUCGCGUUCGAGGAGACGCGGGCGGCGUACGAGUAUCUGGAGAGCCAGCAGCACGUCGGGAAGGUGUGCGUGCAGGUUGCGAAGGACUGAGCGGCGGCCGGGCGGAAUGAGGGUGACCGACCGAUGAACAAGACAAACGGAAGUCAUCUUGAAGUGGGGUUGUAUGUAUAAUGUAUGUACACUAUCGCCGGUAUGUAUGCAUCCUCUGCGUUUAUAGCAGCGACCUCACGUACUCGAGAGCACGCCGUGAUGUCAACGCCAGUGUACGAUGACACCGUACCCUCACUGUCGACUCGAGCCUCGGUCCCAUGGCCC
Molecule: messenger RNA, 1347 nt
Organism: Fomitopsis serialis
Lineage: Eukaryota; Fungi; Basidiomycota; Agaricomycetes; Polyporales; Fomitopsidaceae
Product: NAD-P-binding protein
Exons: 8
Coding region: 82-1122 (346 amino acids)
Molecular function (GO): oxidoreductase activity
Source: RefSeq, a predicted model, not a curated record